Messenger RNA from Austrofundulus limnaeus, 988 nucleotides. RefSeq lists its product as uncharacterized. The record is from RefSeq and is a predicted model, not a curated record. Lineage: Eukaryota; Metazoa; Chordata; Actinopteri; Cyprinodontiformes; Rivulidae.
GCAACUGAGACCUCACGAGAGCUGUGCGUGAGUAAUAUGGCGGAAGGUUGGUAAACAAACUAAACACGACUCAGUUAAGGUAUAAAAAACUGAAAUAUAUUAUUAUUACUAUUAUUUUCAUAAAUACUAAUCUUUGCAUCCUUUUUUUUACAAUCAAACAAACUGGACGGGGAAGCCUUGGAGAAUCUGGAGUGUUAUCUGGACGCGUGUUUCGAUAAAUUCGUAAUGGGCAAGAAAAAAAAAACCACUGCCUUAAACACGGCCACACCAGUGAGUAAACGCACGCGUUCAGAGAGCUCGGCCAGUACCUCCACUGCUUCUCCAGAAAAAAGCUUCACGGAGGUUCUGGACUCCAUUGAUAAAAAGCUAACUAGCUUAGAUGCCCGACUCGCCCUGGUAGAAGUUCUUCACAGGGAGUUCCAGUCCCUGAGAGAGUCCCUGGAGUUUAGCCAGGAGCAGGUAACAACACUCGUGGCAGAGAACAAAACGCUGAGGGACAACAUGAAACAUCUUACCGAGGAGAUGGCGCAGAUGUCCRGAGAAAGCAGGAAAAUGAAGGAAACAAUUCUGGAUAUCCAGGCUCGGGGCAUGCGUGACAAUCUGGUCUUCUCCGGGAUCCCAGAGCGAGCUGAGGAAAACGCUGAAGCCUUGGUCCGGGAUUUCAUUCAACAUCAGCUAAAACUUCCAGACGACACAGUUAAAGACAUCACAUUCCACCGUGUCCACCGACUCGGAGGUAAGCGACCCGGCARCAACAGACCUCGCCCAAUUAUUGCUAAAUUUGAGCAUUUCAAACAGAAAGAGCAGGWGAAAAGCCGAGGCAGAGAGCUGUGUGGUACGGAUUUUAGCGUAAACGACCAGUUUCCCAAAGAAAUCCUGGAUCGGAGGUGCGUGUUAUUCCCAAUCAGGAAGAAAAACAUCAGUGAGGGCGCCAGAGCUACAAUAGCUGUAGAUAAACUUUACAUCAAUGGCCAGCUGUUCAGAGACC